UGUCAACCAAUCAUCGUGGGCCAUGGUUUGUUGCUGGUUAGGAUAAAAGCCUCAAAUGAUGCUUUACAGCCCUCUCGUUUGAAGAGUUCUAGACAAAAGAUGGUUGGUUCUAAAGUGAUUGUCCUACUGGCUUUCUUGGCUGUUUGCCAUGGUCUUAUAAGAAUCCCUCUGACUCGGAUGCCAACACCAAGGCAGAUCAUUACAAGUGUUGGUGGUGACACAACACUGUUUGAAGCAAAGUAUGGACAACUGAAGGAAGCCCCAGAGUUUUUGCAUAACUACUUAGAUGCCCAAUAUUAUGGUGACAUCACAAUUGGAACCCCAGGCCAACCAUUCAAAACAAUUUUUGAUACUGGAUCUUCAAAUUUGUGGGUCCCAUCAUCAAAAUGUCAUGCCUUGGCAUGUUUGCUCCAUGAAAAGUAUGACAGCUCUAAAUCAAGCACAUACAAGGCAAAUGGAACCAAAUUUGCCAUCAGGUAUGGAACUGGAAGCUGCUCUGGAUACCUAAGCAAGGACACUGUUACCUUUGCCACUUUGGCAAUAAAGGAUCAAGUUUUUGGAGAGGCAACAGGCCUGCCAGGUAUGACCUUCCUUGCUGCCAAAUUUGAUGGAAUCCUUGGAAUGGGAUAUGAACAAAUUGCAGUUGAUGGUGUGGUUCCACCAUUUUACAACAUGGUUACUCAAGGACUAGUCAAGCAACCAGUGUUUUCAUUCUACUUGAACAGAGAUGCUAAAGAGACCAAAGGUGGUGAGAUUAUGCUGGGUGGCAGUGAUCCAAAAUAUUAUAAAGGAAACUUCACUUAUACUCCUGUUACACAAAAAGGAUACUGGCAGUUCAAAAUGGAUGGGGUUAUGCUUGGAGGGGAAAAUUCAUAUUGUACAAAAGGAUGUCAGGCUAUUGCAGACACAGGAACAUCUUUGUUGGCUGGACCAACUGAGGAGAUAACUGAUCUUAACAAGAAGAUCGGUGCAACUCCUUUGGCUGCUGGAGAGUACACUGUUGACUGUGACAAGGUCAGCUCAUUGCCAACCAUCACCUUUGUUAUUGGUGGACACAAAUUUGACCUGACUGGAAAUGAUUAUGUAUUGAAGGUAACUCAACUUGGAAAAACAAUUUGCUUAAGUGGAUUUAUAGGAAUGGAUGUUCCUCCCCCACGUGGACCUUUGUGGAUCUUAGGAGAUGUCUUUAUUGGGCCAUACUACACAGAAUUUGACCUCAGAAAUAACAGAGUUGGCUUCGCAAAAACAGCUUAAGUUUGCUGAAAUGCAACAAAUCAAGAGCUUAAAAGUUAGAGAAACUUUCCCUGCUACAGUUCAGUAUGAGAACCCUGUAGUUUACAAGGACCUUCAAGAUUUAUCACCCAGAUAAAAAUUGUAAAAUUAAUAUAAAAUGUAAAAAAUUGAAUGUUUAUGAAUGCUAUGGAGUGAAACGCUUUAUCUGUGGGGAAAUUGUCAAAUUUGUUUCGUUCAUAUUUAAUUUUUGUUACAUUUAAUAAUUUCCAUGAAGCAUUUUGUUGUGAAUUUUUUUUGCUUUUUUGAUUUGUGAUAAAGACAAACAAGUGAACA
Rhopilema esculentum is the source of this 1566-nucleotide messenger RNA. Its product is annotated as lysosomal aspartic protease. NCBI's taxonomy places the organism in Eukaryota, Metazoa, Cnidaria, Scyphozoa, Rhizostomeae, Rhizostomatidae. The record is from RefSeq and is a predicted model, not a curated record. Gene Ontology annotation, biological process: proteolysis. Gene Ontology annotation, molecular function: aspartic-type endopeptidase activity.